Stegastes partitus (bicolor damselfish) is the source of this 2859-nucleotide messenger RNA. RefSeq names its product nucleolar protein with MIF4G domain 1 (gene nom1). Bases 242 to 2818 code for a protein of 858 amino acids. Gene Ontology annotation, molecular function: RNA binding; protein binding. Gene Ontology annotation, cellular component: nucleolus. The record is from RefSeq and is a predicted model, not a curated record. Gene Ontology annotation, biological process: ribosomal small subunit biogenesis. The transcript has 11 exons. Lineage: Eukaryota; Metazoa; Chordata; Actinopteri; Pomacentridae.
CACCAUGCGCCGUGACCCGGAAGAGGAUGGUCAGACGCUUGUGGGUCAACAAUAUUGUCCUCAUGGAUGGAGAUACAUGUGCAGACUGAGGUAUUUAUUUGAUUAAAAUAGGCAGUAUUUUGGCCUUCGUGUGAGCUAUUUGUGCCGGUUUAUUUUGUUGUGCAUUUGACAAGAAGGCUAGCCGGCUAAAGCUGACGCUAUCUCAGCUUUCAAACAUAUAGCCGAAGUUUAACUAACAGAAAUGAAAGGCAAGUGGAAGCAGAAUAGCAAAAAGAAGAAGAAGGGCAAUGCAGUGUUACAGAAGUACAUGGUGGCAGUGGAUGACUUUCUUAAAAGCAAAAGUGCCACAGAAGAAGCGGAGAAUGACCAUGGGCUGAGAUUUGUGAAAAAGAAAAGCAGAAAGGAACUACGCAAGGAAAAGCGAAAAAUGAAGAAAGCCAAAAUGAAAAGUCAUUAUGAGGGCAAAAAGACUGUUUCUUUACCACCUGGUGAUGGGGACAACUCGGCAGAGAAUGCUGAUAAACAGCCACAAGUGCAAAAGAAGAAAACGAAUAAAUCAAAGAAGGAGGUGCCAAAAACAGAACCAAAUAAGUCUGCUCAUGCUACUGCAGAGAACUUUAAAAAAUCUCCAUCUUCUAAGAAAGUUAAUAAGCUUAAAGAAUCAAGAAAAUUGGCACUUUUGGAAGCAAAUGAACAAGAGGACAGAGAAAUAAAGAAGCUGGAGAGAUGUCUCGGAUUAAACAAGAGGAAAAACAAGAAAAGUCUCCCUCAGUCUUUUGUGGCAGACGGACUUGAUUACAUCCUCGGCAUGCUUGACUCUGGAUCAUCAGCUGCGGGGAUGUAUGAUGAUGACGACGACAUGGACAUGGCUAAAGAGAACUUUGAAAAACUUGAUGAGAAAGACUCUGAGUUGUCAGGUGAGGAUGAAGAAGCUGAGGAUGACAUGGCGAGUGAGGGCAGCAAUGAUGAUAAUGAAAAUGAGGUAGAUGGCGAGGAGGAGGAGGAGGAGGAGGAAGGUAGUGUUGAUGAGGAUGAAAUGGAAGAAGGGGAGGAUGAGGAAAUAGCUGAUGAAGAGGAAGACGAGGAGGAAAUGGAGGAUGAAGAGGAGGAAAUGGAGGAUGAGCUGAAUGAGAGUGAUGCAGCUGACUCAGGGGAGGAAAAUGAAGAGGAAGCAGAGGAAGAAGCAGACAAUCCUGACAUGAAGACAUCCGAACCAAAGUCAGAAGCUGUCACCUCUGCAACUGGCAAGUAUGUGCCGCCUCAUUUGCGUAACAUUGGAGAUGAUAAGCGCAAAGCUGAGCUGGUAAAACUGAAGAGGAAUGUGAAAGGCCUGCUGAACAGGUUAAGUGAGCCCAACAUGGCGUCCAUCUGUGGUCAGCUGGAGGAGCUGUACAUGAGCUGCAGCAGGAAGGACAUGAGCGACACCCUGACAGAGGUGCUCCUAGCAGCCUGCGUCACCCCGACCCUGAUGCCGGACAGACUACUGAUGGAGCACGUCCUGCUGGUCAGCAUCCUCCAUCAUGCUGUGGGGCUGGAGGUCGGAGCCCAUUUUCUGGAGACAGUUGUGCGAAGGUUUGACGACUUGUACAAGAACCCGAGUGAAAGCAAGGAGUGCGACAACCUGAUCGCCAUUGUUGCUCACCUCUAUAACUUCCAAGUGGUACAUUCCACCCUCAUUUUUGACAUCCUAAAACUGCUGGUGGGAACAUUUACAGAGAAGGACAUUGAACUAGUUCUGUUUGUGCUGAAAAAUGUCGGCUUUGCCCUGAGGAAAGAUGACGCUCUGGCUCUCAAGGAGCUCAUCUCUGAAGCCCAACGCAAGGCCAGCGAGAUGGGCUCGAAGUUUAAGGAUCAGACCAGGGUGCGUUUCAUGCUGGAAACCAUGCUGGCUUUAAAAAACAAUGAUAUGAGGAAGAUCCCUGGCUAUGAUCCUGAGCCUGUGGAGAGACUGAGGAAGUUGCAAAGGACUCUGAUCCACCGGAGUGCAGGGGGCAGCGACGUGAAACUGAGGGUCUCUCUGGAUAAUCUCCUGGCAGCAGAGCAGGUGGGCCGCUGGUGGAUCGUCGGCUCGUCGUGGAGCGGAGCGCCCAUGAUCAGCAAACAAGGAGACACAACCGCAAAACACAGUACUGCUGAAGGACAGUUUAGUGCUAAAGUUUUAGACCUGGCCAGGAAACAGAGGAUGAACACUGAUGUCAGAAGAAACAUCUUCUGUGUGAUAAUGACCAGCGAAGAUUACCUGGACGCAUUUGAGAAACUGUUGAGGAUGGGUCUGAAGGACAAGCAGGAGAGAGAGAUUGUUCAUGUUCUGAUGGACUGCUGUCUGCAAGAGAAAACCUUCAACGCCUUUUAUGCUGUAUUGGGGGAGAAGUUCUGCUCCCAUGACCGCCGCUUUCAGAUGACUUUCCAGUUCAGCCUAUGGGACAAGUUCAGAGAGCUGUCCAACCUUCCCAGCAGCACCUUCAACAAUCUGGUCCAGCUGGUCACCCGCUUCCUUCAGGCAAAGUGCCUCUCACUGUCCAUUCUCAAAGUAAUAGAGUUUGGGGAGCUCGAUAAGCCCACAGUGCGCUUCUUGCGUCAGCUGCUAACUAAACUGUUUAAAGAAACAGAGCCAGAGGAGUUAGCAAGCAUAUUUGGAAGGAUUUCAGGAAUUCCCAAGCUUGGAAUGCUGCGGGAGGGCUUGAAGCUUUUCAUCAGCCACUUCCUCCUGAAGAAUGCCCAGUCGCAGGGACCAGCUGAGCAAGCAGCAGUGCUGUCAGAGUGCGCCCAGGUCGCCACCAAAGCCAUGGAGGCCAAAGAGGCCAAGCUCAAACUGUAAAACACACACACACACACACACACACACACACACACACACAC